Molecule: messenger RNA, 672 nt
Organism: Dovyalis caffra
Lineage: Eukaryota; Viridiplantae; Streptophyta; Magnoliopsida; Malpighiales; Salicaceae
Source: the annotation of a GenBank genome assembly
AUGGAAUGCGUAUAUUUCAUUGUUCGUUUGAUGGGGUCGGCCAUUAGUGCCUUUUCCUCUCUGUUGUCGCGUGCUUAUCAGGGUGCUGCCUCUUCAUCUCCUCAAGGAGCAUUUCCAAUCCACGCCGAUCCAUCGUUCCUCCUAACGAACCUUCGCGGGAGCGUUUGCAAACUCUUCUUGUCCUACUACAGAGAGUCAGAUACCACUCCUCUUGCUUACCGUUCUAGGAAUGGCUAUACUACUGAUUUGUGUGUUCUCUCUUGGAAUAUGGCCUCCGAAAGCUCAUUUGCUUAUCAUUUGAUGGCUCUUGAAUUUUCUCGAUCUGCCUUUAGUGCUGCUGAUCGGCAAUUGGUCGGCAGGCAGAGUGCGUUUGCCAUUCGUGUUGAAGCUUGCGAAAGCGACAUCAUGGGUAUUUUUUCUUUUAUCUCUCAACACAAGUCCAAGUCUCUUGGAAAUGAAUUCGAUGCUCAAACCCGUCAAGUCAUUUCUUUACGAGAUCAGCUAAAGCAACAAAAUUCUGAGAAGGCCUUGGUUGCCAAAUUAAAGGAGGCUCAAGCUGAAACUGCUAGCAACAAGACCAAGCUGGUAGACCUUCACCUUCAAUUUGACACUUUCAUGGCCGAUCAUGAGAAGCGCUUCGCUCAAGCUCGGAAGGAUGCCAUCUUACUAUAA